AUGCCCAAGAUCAUCUCGCGCUCCGUCAUUUCCGCCUCGGCGCCCGACGACACCUUUCUGCCCUCCUCCCUGAAAUCCUACUACUGUCUUUGCGGAGAGUUUAUCCUCGUGCUGGAUGGAGAUCUGCGAUCUUGUCCCACGCGUCCAUUGGACGGCUCGUACUGCCUCAAUGUCAACAGCACGACCGAUUCCAAUGGACGUCUACGCAAUGGUCGCACCUUCAAAGUCAACGCUCGACAAGCGGGUGCGGUACUGCUUCGAAGGGCGGAUCCGAACGCUGCCGGGAAUAGUCCUGUUGUGGAGAGGCAGUACAGGUUCGAAUGUCCCAGAUGCUCCUUGUGCGUGGGCUACGAGAAUACACCUCCUCCGCUCAAGAGCGGCAGGUUCACCUACAUCCUCAAGGGCGCCCUGAGCGACGUGCAAGGUCGUCCACCCAAGGAUGCGCUGCUGGACGAAUGA
Molecule: messenger RNA, 459 nt
Organism: Ceraceosorus guamensis
Lineage: Eukaryota; Fungi; Basidiomycota; Exobasidiomycetes; Ceraceosorales; Ceraceosoraceae
Exons: 3
Coding region: 1-459 (152 amino acids)
Source: RefSeq, a predicted model, not a curated record